ACUGAAGAAGUAGACUUUUUACAUUUAUUUAAUUCUUAUGUAUUCAGGUAUUGCCUACCUAUGAUGUCAUCGGAAUACCUACGUGAAAAUGACACUUCUUUUGUCACAAACAGCUUCAGUUUGUCAACUGGAUCUGGAAUGCAGGUUGGGGUGUCUGUGCUCGGAUCAUCUGUACACGAGACACAAAGUUAUGCUAUUGAAAAACCUGGCAGUCUUUCAGCAGAAAGAGAGACAAACCUUUUCCUGCCAAGCAUACAGCAAUCUUCAAAGGGGUAUUAUGGAGAAAAACCUGAUGUUGGAGGUAUUGGCUCCACUUCAACCGGUAACAAAAGCACAGAUGAACUGAGACAGCAUCUGGAAAGACAGACAAGAGAGACACAGAGACUGCAGGAGGAGGUGGAACAGGCAACGAAACUCACCAUGGAGAGAAUGGGCCGCUCACUCGGAGGGACCUCUCAUGAGCAGGCAGUCAGCCUCAACCGUUCUGUGGAUAACUGUUUAAAUGCCCAGGACUUACUGACUUCCUGCCACAUAUCUGUGUCAAAUCAUGAGCGCCCCUACAGUAAAAACAGCAUGAUAUACAGGCCGGAGCCUGCAGCCACUGGGAGGAGCAUCUCCUUCCCUGGGAAGGAGCACCUGGAGCGGGCUCUUGAAGAGUACAGUCUGCAAGUCAAGGAGCUGCAAAGGAGGCUGAGUGAGGCCCAUGAACUCAAUGAGCAGCAGAAGUUUUACUUCCACCAGUCUAGCGUCGAGCUGCAGACCAAACUGCAGGAGGUGCAGCUGGAGAGAACCUGCCAGGCUGAUAUCAGAAAUAGGGAGUCAAAAUCCCAAGGUGACUUGAUCAGCAAGCUGCAAGUCACGUUAGAAGAGGCCACCAUCAGGGCGGAGCAGCAGCGGCAGAAGAGCGAGAUGCAGGAGAUGGUGCUGCAGGAGGUGCGCUCCUCACUGCUCAGCUACCAGGAGCGCAGCGGCAGGAAGGUCUACGAGCAUGAGGACAUCGGCAGCCUGCCCUCCCACAACCUAGGUGGCGCUGUGGGAAAGGUGCUGCGCGACAUUGAAGCAGAGGUCUCCUGUCUCAAAAGGGAGCUCCUCCCGAUGGAAGACCAGCUUGAUACUCUUAAACGGGAUUCUCAAACCAAAGGAGAUAUUGUUAUCAAACAGCACCAGGAACGGGUGCAGGAGCUCAUUCUCAGUCAUGAACAGGAGGUGGCAGCAUUGACUGACAGACUGACCAGAUCUCACAGCAAUGCAGUCAGCAUCCAGAAACAGCUGGUUAUUGUACAAGAACAGGCAGCAAAUCAGAACGUGAUGUACUUGCGUCAGCUCACUGAGCUGGAGUCCACCGUCUCCCAGCUACGCUCUGAAUUACGAGAAGCCAAGAGAAUGUACGAGGACAAGAUCGAGGAUCUGGAGAAGAAGCUGAUCCUGGCUUACUCGGAGGUGGAGAGUGCUCGGAGCGAGCGGGAUGAAUACAGCCGGGAUUCCGGAGAUCUGGACACACAGCUCCACCAGCUGAUGAGUGAUCUGCGUAAAACCAGAGAAGAGCUGAACAUGGAGAAGGAGCAGAACAAGCGUCUGUGGGAGCGAGAGUCUGGAAACAGCAUCACGGUUGAUAACCUGAGGAGGGAGCUGGAUGGCAGGAGCAUGGAGGCACAGCGAAUAGAAACCCUGAUUAAAAGCAUGAAAGAGGAGUGCCGCGUCCUGAUAGACCGCCAGCUAGCGGCAGAGCAAGAUAAGAACGAGGUGCUGGAGAAAGCAUCCUCUCUAAAGAGCCAGCUGAAUGCCACUAAAGAGCAGCUCCAAAAAAUCACAGAGAGCCACAGGGUGUCCCAGGAGAAGGCGGGGCAGCUAGAGACCACCCUGGCACAGACGGAGCAGGCCCUGGAGGAAAACCACAAGGAGAGGAGGAGUCUGCAGCUGAAGCUGGAGAAGAUGAGCCAGGAGGUGCAGCUGAAGCAGACAGAGAUUGAACACUACCAGGAGAAUCUGGAGAAGGGGUUGGGCUCUCUGCAGACCAUGAAGGUGGAGGCUGAGACACUGAAACUGAAGCUGAGUGAAAGGGAGAAGAUGGUGGAGCUGAUCCGACAGCAGAUGGACAAUGUGACGAAACUCGCUGGGCAGCACAGCCGCAACGCAGAAGUCAUGCACAACGAGAAGACACAGCUUCAGAAUGAGCUGAGCGAACGCAAAAUUGACAUUCAGCGUUUAAAGGCUGCAGUGGAGAAGCAGGAGGAGAGAGUCGGGGAGCUGGUGACCAGGGACUCUGAGAAGGAGCAGCGUCUCAAAGCCUUCACUCUGGAGAAGGAGAAGCUCACAGCAAGGCUUGAGGGCAAGGGCAGAGAGCUUGCCAGACUCACAGAGCAGCAUGAAGCACUGAAGAAGAGUCAUCACAGUAAAAUGAAGGAGAUGGAAAACGCCACAGCCAGAUUGAAUUCGCAGCUGAGAAAUGCCAAUGCCGAGCUGGAGAAAACAAAGCGCACACUGAAGACGCUGGAGGGAGCCGAUAGCCAUGCGGUGAAAGUUGCCAUGGGAAUGCAGAAGCAGAUCACAGCCAAGCGUGGGCAGAUUGAUGCUCUGCAAAGCAGGAUUCACUUUCUGGAGGAGACUGUCAAAAACAUUGCCAAGGAGAAACGUUUCAUGAAAUCUGAAAUCAACAGAUUGAACCUGGAGCUGACUAGUGUAUCAGCAGAGAAGAAAAAGUUGAUGACAGAGUUAGAAGCCGUCCAGUCCUUGGAGAAACAUCUAAAGGAAAAAGAAAUCAGACUGGAGGAUGCCCUCUCAAAGCAGGCAUGUGAUCGGUUUGCUGAAUGCCAAGUCGGAAUCCAGCAACAAGAGCAGGAAUGUAUGCGUCUGAAACUGCAGCAUGCUUUGGAUGUGAAGGAACUUCAGGGUCCAAAGUACAGAACAUCACAACAUCCAUCUGCUUACACUGCCAACCUGCUGAGCUCCGAGCUCACCUCUGGAUACCUUUCUGCACCUAAAACCACAGUUGUGCAAGCAGAUGCAGCGCACGAUAUCAAGAAGAUUCUGAAGGAGCUGAGGAGCAUGAUCCAGGAAGACCGCAACAUCUCGGCUCCUGCCAAGAACAGCACUGAUGUGGAGACUCUCGCGUCCCUAAGGGGAAAAAAGGAUGCAACGCAUGAUGCAACAAAAGGCACGGAUGGAAGAAGUGUAAGAUUCAGCAGAGAUCCCCCAAGCUUGCAUACUGUGGACCUUGAAGAUGAACUCAGUAUAAACACUCUGGGGCCUGAGGGUGAGUUGAUGCUGCGUUUUAACUUAGCUGCUUUACACCUUAUUAACCCAUUCACUGAAAUUAUUACUACAAUCCAUAGGGCUGUGCAAAUGCUCAAAAAUUGGUUUAUUUCCCAACAAGAAAAAUAUCAAUUUCUCUCAUAUAUACCAUCGACGGCAAUGAACUUCUACAAAAUCGGAGUAUUUGCACAGCCCCAAUUUAGAAUGAAAAAAGCAUACUUUGCAUACAUUGGCAACUACAGUAAUAACCAAUUGCAAGGGCUGUUAACAUUUGCUUGGAUUGUUUGUUUUACAGGAUAUGAACCGUCCUUUAUUUCUGUGCCCCGGUCUCCAGUGCACUCUCUGCUCACUGCCCCGCUAAGCAGCAGACCCCAGCAGCCAGGACGUAGCGGAGGAGCUUCCAUGGAGGAAGUCAGCAUAGGACAACUGGAGGUAGAAAUGACUGGACAGGCCUGUGUGAAACUGCAGGGCAGACUGGACAGCCUGCAGAACCUGGUUGAAGAUCUACAGAUUAAAAAUAAAGAAAUGUCCUCCAUGAUCCAAAGUCAAGAGAAAAGGAUCAAGAAAGUGAAAGACCGUGAGAAGCUGUCAACUAACUGAAGGGAAUCAAAUCAUUUUGAUGUUUCCAAUUAUCAAUUGUGGUACCUUAUAAUAGUCUGCCCAAUAAACCAGAUGCGUUAGAGUGCCUUAAAGGCUUUUUUUAAAAAAAAAAAAAAAAAAAAAAAAAAAAGCAGAACUAGGUUAUGUUCUAUACAUUUUUGCAAAUAUGUAACAAGAAACCACACAAGUUGUUUCUCCAUCUUUAAUACAACUUUACAAAUAAAACAAUGGUUGCUUUAAUUUAAAAGCAACCCCCCCCCCCCAGGAAAAAAAAGAAAAACACCUUAUACAAAGUAUUUUUAGGAUUGGAAUUAAAAGCUUAACACAACCAAAUGAUACAUACUAUCAC
Messenger RNA from Polyodon spathula (Mississippi paddlefish), 4201 nucleotides. RefSeq names its product coiled-coil domain-containing protein 158-like. The coding region runs from base 61 to 3852 and encodes 1263 amino acids. The transcript has 25 exons. Lineage: Eukaryota; Metazoa; Chordata; Actinopteri; Acipenseriformes; Polyodontidae. The record is from RefSeq and is a predicted model, not a curated record.